UACUUCAAUUUAAUUCAAAAACAAAGAGCAGAAGUGAAGAAGUGAAGAAGCUGAAACAAAAAUAUUAACACACAGAAAACGUACGCAAUUUAUGUAACUCAUCACGUGGCAUAUGAAUGUGUUACGCAGCUUUAAAGAUUUUCACGUGAUUUCUUUUGCAACGAGAAUAUUUAAAUUUAUUUAUUACAAUACGAGUUAUUAGUGAAUGAAUCUGAAUGCUAAAAGAAUCGGAGGAUAUCAUCAAAAGACGUAAACUGUCUCUGAUGCAUUCAACAGAACAGACUACUGCCACGGCCACACCACCGAUAACACCGCCAACACCGCCACCACUCAAGAUGAUGACAACAGUUACUGCAUCAGCAGCAGUUGCAAAUGUAUUAACUACCACCACACAGUCCACUUUCACGCCCAACUCAAUGCCUGCCGCAAUGCUUGCAAGUAUGCCCAACACACCAAAUACAGCGACAGCUCCAAUACAGGAUCACUACAGUCUGCGUUGGAAUAAUCAUCAAAAUCACAUUUUACGUGCAUUUGAUGCACUUCUGCAAACAAAAACGCUUGUUGAUGUAACACUCGUCUGUGCCGAGACCAGUAUACGAGCCCACAAAAUGGUGCUCUCGGCGUGUUCACCUUUCUUUCAGCGUGUAUUUGCCGAAACACCGUGCAAACAUCCCGUCAUUGUACUUAAAGAUUUUCGUGGUUGGGUUGUGCAGGCUAUUGUUGACUUCAUGUAUCGCGGUGAGAUAAGUGUACCACAAGAACGUUUACAAAUGCUCAUACAAGCUGGUGAAUCCCUACAAGUACGUGGUCUCGUAGAGAGUUCAGUACCCGAACAUACGCCCACACCUGCUGCAUCUCCAGAUGACUUCGGCAUGCUAGAUACUUCGCUGAUGUCCUCAGAAUUGGAACGUUGUUCAAGUUUUGAUGAUGAAUCACCAUCUAUGGUGACGGCUGGUUCAAAAAUUAUUUUACCUUCUCGUCUCUUUAGUUCAUCAGCACGAAGAGAACGUGAACGCAAGCGUGAACGCGAACGUGAAAGAGAGCGAGAGCAAUUAGAGCGUGAAAUUGAAAGUGAUCAAGAACUACAACAUGAAUCAGGCAUACAUUCAGAUCUGUGCACGUCACCUAUGCCACGUAGGAAACAAGCACGUCCAAGACGCCGUUCUGGUGAUCUACCACUUGAUUUACCUGGCAAACCCGGCACACCAAUACCUGGAGAUGAAAAUAAUGAACUUAUGUCGUUAGAAAAAAUGAAUGUGCAUGCCAAGAGCUUAGAAAAUCUCAAAACUGUGAUCAAAAGUGAGUUAGCUGAAGCAAUAGAUGAUGAUAAUGAUAUCGAAAGAGAAGACGACAGUGGCAAUGGAAAUGACAGCAACGAAAAUGUUGGAUCUCAUGAAAAAACAAAAUAUAUGAAUGAAAAACAAUGUAAAGAAAUAAAUUCAGUUGAUGACACAAACCACGAGAUAAAUCGAUCAAUUGAUAUCGAUGAAAUUGCUGAUGAUGAUGAUGACGACGAACAUGUGAACCAUAUACGUCAUAACGAUGAAAAUGAACAACAAGCUGAACAUGAAGAUAUUGAAGAACUUAUUAAAAAAUCCAAUGAGCUACGACGAAAACCACAAACUGAUCUUUCAGAUCUACCUGAAGAUCUGUGUACAACGAAAAAGGAUAAUGAUUGUAGUGGCAAUCAUUCCGAAAAUGAGACCGAAUGCACUGCUGUAAAUAAUAACAACAAUAGUAAAUUGAAUAACAACAAUCGCAUUGUGCUCUCCUUGAAAGAUAUACGACAUUUGAACAAACCCAGCUCAUCAUCAACCCCCAACUCCAAUAAUAGUCUGAACCCUUUCGCAGCAACAAGCUUAAGGGACUUGCGACUUGAUCGCAAUGCAAAUGCUGCUGAGAAUCAAUGUAAGCUUGAUGCAUUAGAGGCACAGAUGCAUGCAGCGGCAGCUGCUGCGGCUGCGGCUGCAGCUGUAAAUAACGAUAAUCCGUUUCAACAUAUGGAGCAUCAAAUGGAUCUAUCCUUAGCUGCAGCGGCAGCGGCAGCAGCAGUUUCACAUCAACACUCAAGAGAACGUGAUCACGCCAUGCAACGCGAACAACGUGAAAUGCAACAGCAACAUAAUGCUUACGCCAACAGUUUACUGGGACAAAUGGGUAUGCCUGGUCUGCCACCAUUUGGAUCGAGUGGUGGUCCUGCACCGCACGAAAGACUGGAAGAAAGUAUGAAUCGGCUAAGUAAGGAAUUUACACCGAGUUCGCCAAUGAGCCUACCAACACACUUCAAUCCACCUGAUGGACCACCGCAUCCUCCGUCACCGUUACCCUUUCCUGGUAUGUCAUCGGCGUUAGCGCUAACACCACCGCAUAGUAAGUAA
Molecule: messenger RNA, 2378 nt
Organism: Teleopsis dalmanni
Lineage: Eukaryota; Metazoa; Arthropoda; Insecta; Diptera; Diopsidae
Product: protein jim lovell-like
Exons: 1
Coding region: 216-2378 (720 amino acids)
Biological process (GO): regulation of transcription by RNA polymerase II
Cellular component (GO): nucleus
Molecular function (GO): protein binding
Source: RefSeq, a predicted model, not a curated record